Molecule: messenger RNA, 1163 nt
Organism: Pollicipes pollicipes
Lineage: Eukaryota; Metazoa; Arthropoda; Thecostraca; Pollicipedomorpha; Pollicipedidae
Product: protein MTSS 2
Exons: 11
Coding region: 195-1163 (322 amino acids)
Biological process (GO): cell projection assembly; plasma membrane organization
Cellular component (GO): cytoplasmic side of plasma membrane; actin cytoskeleton
Molecular function (GO): actin binding; phospholipid binding
Source: RefSeq, a predicted model, not a curated record
GGAGGGUUGGUGUGUGCUGCGCGGAGGUCUCCAGCCGGGAGCGUACCGUGCCUUUUGACAAGCUAUGUCAAGAUAGGAAGCUAGAUCUGAAGCUUUCUUGCAAGUUUUGGAAGCUGCAGGGCCGGCAGAACUGAAACUUGCUCCUAGCUCAUCACCGCCGUUGUUUCCCCGUAGACCUCCCACUCACUGCGACCAUGGAGUCCGCAGUCCUCCAGCUGAUGGAGAGCAUCGUCAAGGACAAGGACGCGUGCGGAAUGAUGGCGUCUCUCUUCCAGACUAUCGCCGGCGACAUGAAGGGCUCGCAGCCGCUCUGGGAGGAGUUUGUCAAGCACGCCGCCCGGCUCCACUCCUGCCUCAAGGCUACACUCCUGGCUAUAUCGUCCUAUCUGGACUCCUUCCAACGCAUAGCCGACACCGCCAGUGCCGCAAAAGGCGCCACCAGGGACAUCGGUACGGCUCUGACUCGGAUCUGCCUGCGGCACCGGGCCGUCGAGGCCAAGGUCAAGACGUUCGCCAGCGCGCUGGCCGAGUGUCUGGUGAUGCCGCUGCAGGAGAAGCUGGACGACUGGCGCAGGACGGCCGCCGCGCUCGAGAAGGAGCACAACAAAGAGUACAAGCGCCAGCGGUACGAGCUGAAGAAGCGCUCGGCGGAGGCGCUCCGGCUCCACAGGAAGGCGCGGAAGGGCGGCAGGCCGGCAGAGCUGCAGCGCGCACUGGACGCCCAGCUGACCGACCUCCAGCAGCGCUACCAGAGGCUGGAGGAGUCGGAGAAGACCUCACUGGCGGCGGCCAUGGUGGAGGAGCGCAGUCGCUACUGCCGCUUCGUCGCCUGUCUGCAGCCCGUCGUGCAGGGGGAAGUGGCCGUGAUCGGUGAGAUGGUGCACCUGUCCGAGGUCAUGAGCCAGCUGGAACAGAACACGACCGACGCGCUCACCCUGCCGGCCGCCUCCGAACAGGUGAUCACGGACAUGCGAGGCGUGAGCGAGGCGUGGCGGCUCGACUCGACGCCCAGCUCGACGCCCGGCUCGGCGGCCGGCUCGGUGCCCGGCUCGCCCUGCCCCAGCUCGUCGCUGGGCUCGCGGAAGUCGUCCGUCUGCUCGGUGGCCAGCCUGAACUCGUCCAGCUCGGGCGGCACGCUGGUCAGGAGUUGUGACCCCGUGUAA